This is a messenger RNA of Colletotrichum lupini, 864 nucleotides long. RefSeq lists its product as uncharacterized. Bases 1 to 864 code for a protein of 287 amino acids. The transcript is spliced from 2 exons. The record is from RefSeq and is a predicted model, not a curated record. Lineage: Eukaryota; Fungi; Ascomycota; Sordariomycetes; Glomerellales; Glomerellaceae.
AUGUCAAAAGACCAAUCUCUCCGCCUCCCAGAUGGCCGCACCCUCAGCUACACCACAUUCGGCAUCACCCCACAACCAAACCAACUAACAAUCUUCCACUUUCACGGCCUCCCAGGCUCCCACCACGAAGGCCAACCCGUCCAUGAAGAAGCCACCAGGCGCAAUAUCUGUGUUGUCGCCGUAACACGCCCGGAUGUCCUUCACCUAGCAGACAACCUCAAAAUCCAGCGCUUCGCCGUGCUAGGUAUCUCCGGCGGUGCUCCGUACGCCCUCGCAUGCCUGCACUCCAUUCCACCACCACGGCUCUCCGGCGUGGCAAUCGUCUCCGGGAUGUUUCCGUCGGAGCUAGGUCUGAGCGGCAUGAUGCUCAUGAACCGCCUGCUCUUCAGCAUUGCGCCGUGGUCACCGGGUCUCAUUGAGAGCAUCGCCGACUGGGAAGUGGGGAAACUCGCUCGAGAUGCUGAACACCCGGAAAGGCUCGCCCGAGCGACGGCUGAUGCCUUCAAGAGCCGUCCGGUUGAGGAUCGGGAGGCACUGUACGCCGAUGAUGGCAAGAUCUUGCGAGUGUUGGAGCAGAGUACACGCGAGGCAUUUCGUGAGAGUAGUUGUGGAUUUGCAUGGGAAGCGAAGCUAUUUGGGAGUCCUUGGGGGUUCGAGUUGAAGGAUUUGGUUGUACAGGAAGGGAAGUUGGUUAUUUGGCAUGCGGGCAAGGAUGUCAACGUCCCAUUGCGGAUGGCACAGGAGGCAGCGGGGAUGAUUCGAGGUGCGGAACUCAGAGUCGUUCAAGAAGAGGCGCACAUCAGUUUGAUUUCACGUCGAACUGGUGAGGUAGUCGACACGCUCGCAGGUAUGCUGGGCACAUAG